Symbiodinium sp. CCMP2592 is the source of this 657-nucleotide messenger RNA. Lineage: Eukaryota; Dinophyceae; Suessiales; Symbiodiniaceae. The record is from the annotation of a GenBank genome assembly.
AUGGCGUCCCAAGAGUUUGACGACAACACCACGACACUGGCCUUGCGGGGCAUCGCCAAGCGGUACAGCAUCGAGGCGAUCUUAGAGCUCUUGGAUGCCGCGACAGGGAAGUCGGAACCUAGAAGGUACGACUUUGUCCACAUGCCUGGCGGCGGAGCCUCGCAUGCAGGGCUGGCCAUCGUGAACUUCGUCGAUGCCACCUCCUGCAGGACGUGCUGCGAAUAUGUGCGCGAUCUCCAGGAGAGAGGCUUUCUCCCCGGCAUCAAGAGCAUCGGUCGCUCUCGUGUGCAGGGCUUCGCAGAGAACCUCGCCUUCUACGCUGCGGCUGUCAAGCAGGAGCGGGAGCGCAUCAACGAGAGGCCUCUGAUCUUCGCCCCUGGCUUCCAAGAUAUGGACAUGGAUACGUUGCUUCAGCUCUUCGUGUCUCAGGACAUGAUGGUCACGGCUGGGCAGCAGGCGAAGGUCAUGUACAAGAAGUCGCAAAGUGGCGAGAGUCAAGGUCGCAGGAGCGACUCUUCGAGUUCAUCGGACCAUCUCGGGGAUGAGGCACCACUGCGAGGGCGCCAGCCUACGCUGGAGGAGUUAUGCGAAAUUGACGACCUCUUUGCCACUACGACGCCGUCUCGCCAAUCCGACGUUGUAAUCUUCUCGCUCUAG